AGAACGCCGCAAUCAGUUCAAUAUUGCAUAGCAAGUGUUGUUUAUUACUCUGAAGUCUAUUUUUCCAAACUGACGGAAUAUUUGAGAUUAUUUGCCUUAUUGGCCGACGACAAACGCGAAAAAGCAUUUUCUAACAAACUGGGUACGUGUGACUGGCGAGUUCCCUGGCAGUCGUCUGAAGUUUGCAAGUUCAAGCAAAACAAGGUACCGAGUAAAUAUCUACACAGCAGUCAAACCGACAAUAAUUCUGCGAUCUCCCCGGAACUUUACGAAAAUGGAUAUCUUCUCAAGGACUGCCUUGAAGGCACAUAACAAUAAACGAUCCUUGCACAACGUAUCGCCUCUAGGCUGGUCCAAUGAACUCGCAAGAGGAGCUCAAACCUGGGCAAAUAAACUGGCCAAGGAAAGUAGUCUGGAACACGAUCAACUAAAGGGGAUUGGCGAAAAUGUGUUCAUGACCUCAAAGGGUUUCGAUGCAGCAGCAGAAGAGGCGGUAAAAACCUGGUAUUCAGAGGUCGAGCGAUAUGAUUUUAAAAGAGGCGGACAUCAAGCUGGAACAGGUCAUUUUACUCAAGUAAUAUGGAAGGAUUCGAAAGAGCUGGGCAUGGCAAGGGCUAAAAGUUCUGAUGGAAGUGUAUACGUGGUGGCAAGAUACCGUCCCGCUGGAAAUAUGUUAAAUUCCUUCAAUGAUAACGUCGUUCCAAAGGGGUUAACGGAAGAGGAGCAUCAAACGCAAGACAAGAUAUUUCCGCAAGAAAUCGUGACCGAUGUGCAAGAUUCCAUUACAACAAAGUUUUCAGAUUCCUUCAUUGAUACUGUGUUAAAAGCACACAAUGAACUACGACUCCACCACAACGUACCUUGUCUUAAAUGGUCAUCGGCGUUGUCAAAAGACGCGCAAGCUUGGGCCGAGAAGCUGUCACGAAACGACGAACUGCGUCACGCACGCAAGGAAGAGCGAAAUUUCAAGGGUGAGAAUAUUUGCCGCAUGUCUGACCACUAUGAUGUUGCUGAUGCUGUCAGAAUUUGGUAUUCGGAGGUCAAUAGUUACAAAUAUGACUCACCAGGGUUUAGCCAUGAUACUGGUCACUUCACCCAGAUCGUUUGGCGUGAAACGUCCGAGAUCGGAGUUGGAACCUGUAAGAGUCAAGAUGGAAGACUAACUUACAUUGUAGCUAGGUAUCAUCCGGCGGGGAACGUGUUAAAAAGGUUCAAUGAAAAUGUACUACCGUCAAGUAGUUCAAGUAUAUAAUUACUGAAUGUACAAGGAGUAUCCACCGACAGUUUAAAUCGAAUAAUGUCAAAAAGUCAGACUACCAGGAAUUACCGUGUGUGUUAAGAAAAUAAACGACGAUAUAUGAUAAAUGAAUGGUUCAAUCAUUGCGCAAUUCAUUUCAGUGGCUUUUCUGUGCUGUGAGAUUUGAUGUAAUGGAGCAAAGACAAGUCAACGUGGUUAGCAGCGACCGCGCGCCUUCGUAAGAAGGUUUUGUUCUUAAAUCUUCGCCUCGUACAAAUUUUGCUAAUUUUCGUACAGUUUUUUUUUUUUUUUAAUUGACUCACUACUGCAACCAGGUGGCUCUGCCGCUUCAUCGACCUCCCCGAAAAACCGCUAGGUAGGCAGGCUACCACCCAAGCUCACGAUGUCCUUGGGAAUCCUGUGCUUCCCGCGUUUUUCGCGCAAACUGAGAAACUGGGUACUAGUGGAAUCGAAUUGAACAUGGCGACGACCUCGAAGUGUACGUGGAAGGAGGUUGAACUCCGUUGUUGGGAUUCGUUGUCUCAGGGAAUUGAUAAUGUUUGUGCCUGUUAAGCAAAACAUAUGUCAUAUCUUAUAUUAAUGGCCUUUCUGGACACGAAUCGCAAAAAUGGCUGCCUAGCUUCGCGCUGGGAACAAAUCCCUCUCGCACUGUUUCCAAUUUAGCCAGGCGACAGCGUCACAAUAUAUGAUACAAAGAUGCUAUUAGAGGUCAAUUCCAAGAAAUCAAAGAAUCAUUGCUUGUCAUGAUUCAGAAUUUAUUCACCAUCAUCAAGAUGUGACUGGAUUGGAUUGGCAAUCUAUUACAUAAAUCACCAGCCAUGUUUGCCGCAUCAAAAAGUUUCCACAAUGUCUGAUAAAAAUGGUGCUGAAGAUGAAUAAACAGGCAAGAUUCUGCUUCGUUAUCUUCUCAGUAUACUCUUCUAUGCCAUUAUGUACUGAGCUUCUUACAUGUAUAUCCAUAUAACUGAUAGCUUGAUCUUUUCUCUUCUUUAUACUUUAGCCAGCAUGAAACUGCUCAAAAGUUUAGAAUGAAAUAAUACUCAAAAAGAAAAAAAAUUGAUCAAUGAUGAUAUAGGAAGAAAGAGUACAGGUUAACUGAAUGAUUAAAUGACAAAUUGUCCAAUUGUACUGCAAAAUAAGUUUUGAAAGAAUUGUUAAUUCACUUUUUUUUUACUGCUUUCAGGGGAGAAAAAUACAUAGCCAACUUCAUAGGCAAAAAUCAGUACUUGGCACUUCAAAUUAAUGCAAUAAAAUUUUUGGCCUGUGGAAAUUUAUUUUAGUGUUAUCCAAAACUAACCUGCAUGCAAUACCUUUAGGUCACAACUACAGGAUAAGGCCAAACUCUCCCCAAAGUGUUUUUAAUGCUUCAAGUCAUACUGUGCAAAAACUGCUAGUUUUUAUUAAGUUUAUUUUGAUGAAGUUAUACCACUUUGUUAAACUGUUGUCCCCUCAUUAAAACACUUGAAUCAGUGGGUGGCAAUUCGCUUAAUCCCUCUGGUACAUAGGCAAUUGGAACAGGGUUAUCCAAUUAUCUGUUUAAAGUGAUUCCUCAGUUUUGCAUCGUGCAUUCUGUAGUAGGCAUAAAAAAAUCACAUAAUCAGGGAAAUGAGUGUGCACACAUUCUGAGAACAGGGUAUUGUUUUCAAUUCAGGGACCAGGUAAAGAGGUGCAAUGGUCUUUAGCUCUUGAACUAGCUUCGUGACCUACACUGGAAAGCUAAAAAAUAAUUAUUCUUUGAAGGGAAAAAAGAUAAGGCUAAGAGCAUGUAUGAAACGUGUUACUUGAGGAUUGUCAGUUAUGACCUUGAAAGAAACAACUUGAGGAAUGUUUUGAGUUGAUGCCAUUUAAUAAUUAGUAACAAUGUCAUUUGCUUGGUUUGAUGACUUAUCGGCUUUUGGUUGCAUCAAGAAAAUUUUGGAAGUUAAAUUUGGUCUUCAUCUGUUUAAUCAGAAAGCCUUGUUCACUUCUAAAAAAUUAACCUUAUUUCUGUUUUUUCUUUUUCCUGUGUUACAUGAAAUGCCAGUGGAAAAUGUAUUUUGUAAUGUUUCAGAAUGAUUAACAAGUGUGUUUUAUGUGUAUGUAUAUAAGGAAUUUAUGCAUGAAUGCUCUGGUAAUGAUUAAGCUGUAGGAAGUCUUGUGGAAUGCAUUUUGCUAAUUUAAGAUAUUGCAAGUUAUUCAGCACCAUUCAAAGGCAUCUCUUACAACCACUUUUUUUCUUUCUGCAUAUGAACUUUGAUGUGAACUGUAGGAGUAUUUAUCUUCUCAGUGUUUUAUUGUAACCAUUAAAUGCUCACCAACUUCAAUAAAUGAGAUGCUUGCAUCUGGAACUGUU
This is a messenger RNA of Pocillopora damicornis (cauliflower coral), 3590 nucleotides long. RefSeq lists its product as uncharacterized. The record is from RefSeq and is a predicted model, not a curated record. Lineage: Eukaryota; Metazoa; Cnidaria; Anthozoa; Scleractinia; Pocilloporidae. Gene Ontology annotation, cellular component: extracellular region.